AUGCAGGAUGCUCUUGACCAUCCAGGUGUGCGCGCUGUUGGGGGAAGUGCGCCAUCCGAUCAAGGCUGCACCCUCCUCAACUCUCCCGGAUCCAAUGAAUUCUCUACCGAGGGCCCCUUGUCGGUGUCGGACCGCGUAGCUGCGGCUGCCACAGCGGCCGCUGCUGCAGCCGCCGCCGCAGCAGCCGCUCGGGCCGAGUCAACUGCAGAGACAGCGCGACGGUACAUGCAGCCGUACGUCUCCGUCGACACGUUCAGCAAGUGGAGGCAGCUGGAUCAAGAGGAGCAGCAGGUGUGGGCCCCUCGAGGCGAGCGCAUCCUGCGCGAGCACCUGCUGCCGUUCGUGCCUCCCGAGGUGUCUCCUGCCAUCGCAGCCAUGGAGGCUGACACGGCAGAAGGAGGAGGGAGUGGCGGCCUGAGCAGAAGCUCCGCCUGCCGUUCCUCAGCCGUCCCUGCAAGUGCAGCCACCCCCAUGAGCGCCAACCGUCUAGCUGCGUUUUUCGGGAGCUCCUCUGCCCCCGCUAGCAACAAUGGAGGCUCUUCCGCGCAUAGCCAUCAGCAGCCGUGGAGUGGAACGCGCGUCAAGGAGCAGCUGCGUGACGAAAUAUGGUCCGGCAUCCCCGACGCAUUCAAGUGCUGCGUGCUGCUGCACGCAAACGACGCCUUGCAGCAACUCGAACAACAGCCCACGCUGUAUCGCCAGGUGCAAGUCGAGUCUUUCGGGGGGCCCCCCUUCCCUGGAUCCCUCCCGGGGCGGUGCCCAACGUUCAGUGGGGGCCUCUUGGGUUUGGAGGAAGACGUCUGCGGUGUUCAGACAACGCUCGAGCACCUCGAACUGGACGGCGACGCUCCCCUCGCCACCUGGCGUUCCGCCUCGUCGGAGACGGAGCAGGAGAUCCGCAGAUCCGAGCGAUCCUCCUGGACCCUUCGCAUGCGGCGACCGCACCAGUACCUCCCCGGGAUGUCGCCGAGCAACAGACGCGUGGCUGCGCUCCCGCAUGCCUCUCGCAGCCCGGGGAAGAAUCCUCUGGGUCAGGAAUUGCGGCCUGAGUUCAACUUCUGGCCAGACACUCACGAGAAGAAGGAUGCGUUGCAGGCUGCCGCUGCGAGAAACGGAUCGCCAGGAGGCUUCCCGGCAGCUGAAGCUGCAGAAGCAGAAGCGCAGAGGACGCAGGCGAGACAUCCUGCUCUGCAAGGCGCACCAGCUGCAGCAGAGGCAGCAGCCAGCGCAGCGGAUGCCGUCUCAGCACCAGCGUCGCGCUGCCUCGCUGGUGCUGCGGGGAUAGUGCAGCAAAGCUUCCCAGCCGUCCGUGAGAGAUCGCCAGCUGCAGGGGUGUCUGGCGGAGAAGGGGAGCUUCUUCCGCUCCCCCCCCCUUCCCCCGUCACCUUGUGGGCCCCCUUGGAGUCUGCAUGCUCGUCAGGAGGCAGCCCGCUGGUGUACGCGGAUGCCACGACGAUGGCGGGAGGAGGAGGGGCUGCAGCUGCAGCAUGCAAGGAAGACGUGAUAUCUUGGGACCUGUUUGGUCGCCGUCGCAGCGGGGAGCUGGAAGACUUUUCCUCGUACAUGAAGCACAUGCAUCUCGACGCGCAGCGGCAAGCCGCGCAAAUGCGAGAGUCCACACAGCGCUCGAGAGACAGAAUAGCCUUCGAGGCUGCCGCGGCUGCUGUCAUGGCGGUUGCUCGGGAAGUCGACAACGAAAGAGAUCGGUGGGCGUUUAGGAGGUAUUACACGGCGACGUCUUUCGAUUUGGUGGAGAAGGGGCUCUGGGGGCAGAGGAAGCCUGGCAGGAGAGGCGGCUCCGAAUCGCAGCUGAUUCGGUGGGAUCCCCUCAAAGGAAGGCUUUCGAACACGCAAAGCGUGUCGAGACAAAGUGCGCCGACCAGAUCUUUCGUCAGCUUCCUGAAUAACAGCCUCCCCCUCGAUCAUCUGCCGAAUCCUCCCAUUGAGCCCUUCCGCAAGAAGGGGCUGCUGACACGCAUCCUCCCAAGCGUGAGGCUUUGCAGAAGCCGCAAGGGGAAGGAGGCGCAGGAGCUGAAGCGCUUGGAUUUCCUCAGCAACGCGAUGCGGGGGGGAGGAGAUCCCUUCGACACAGACAAGCUUGUAGCUGCCGCAGCAAAUGCUGCCGUCAGAGACAUCCGGAGACGGAGCAGCAGCAGCACUCACAGCGACGAUCUCAUUCAGUCUGCGAGGGGAGCCGCAACGGUCGCAGCUGCAGCGGCUGCAGCAGACUUUCCGCCACUCAGGAGCAGCAGUCUUCUGCGCAGCUUCCGCAUGGGGGAUGAAGAAGACGCGCGCAUAGCGGAGAGUCUGCCCACGCUGCCGGAGCAGCCCUACAAGCCGCAAUCUCCGCAACAAGGAGAAGCGAAACAACUGCCAGAGGAGCACUCUCGGCAGCCGUUUCUGCAGAUAGAACCUUUGCCAGAGCCCGAUACAGAGACUCCUAGGGGGCAUGACGGGGAAGCAAGGCUUUCCCUCAAGUACACGAAUGCCCCCAUGCCGCAUCCGCAGUUAAGGCCAUCCAUGCUCCUGCUCCCCCCGCUUCCCCCCAACACUGUCGAUUACUAUGAGCAGCAGCAGCAGCAGCAACAGCAGCAGCAACAAGAGUCCUCGCCUUCCCCCCCCUCCAGAGGCAAAAGCUGGAAGGAGCAGAUCGAGGGGGGAGACAGGAACGCUGUCUACUUCCUAGAAGAUGUCACAGACUUUUCUCGGCUGCUGAAUGGGAGCGGACAGGCUGCUGCACGCCGUCUGCUAUGGGCGCUCUUUGGUUUCUUUCGGGGAGGUCUAGAGUUUUGCCCUGUAAGAGAGGGCUUGAGGGAAAAUUCGACCUUUCGCACUGUAGUGCUGUGUUGUGUGCUCAUCAGGCUGGUGACAUCUGUUGUGGAAGCGAUUCGGUUCAAGUUCCCGCGUUUGUUCCUCCACAUGCGGCACUUGCGCGUAGAUAUCCCGGCUUGGGCCGCUAGAGGGCUGCAAGAUGGCUUCUCCAGGUUGCUGCCUUUCGAUUUUGUGCUGCGUAUUAUGAGCACGCUCCUCUUCGAAGGCAGUCUGGCCCUCUGCAAGUUUUCCCUUGCGUUGGUUCAACUCUUAGAGCCCGAGUUGAUGGCUUGCGACACAACGGAAGCGGCAGAAUGCGUCCUCUAUCGCUGCAGCUCAGAUCCGCGUUUGAACCUCAAUGAGCUGUCAUGGACUGCUCAGCAUUUGAAGACGAGCAUUUUGCGGGCCGUUGGGGAAGGCACCUUAGGACUGCAGAGUCCGUAUCUCAUGUGCACCAAAAUUCACGAGUUUUUGACGAUCCGUCCGGAGGGAAACUCGCGCAUUCUAACUUCCAUGGACAUGUGGGAAUCGCUCUGGAGGUGGCUACCCGAUAUACACAGAUGUUCGAGUCCUUCUUUGCUGUUCACCAGCAGCCAUGAUGGAUUUACGCUCAGUGCUCUUAUGGCAAACGUCCGCACGUCUAAGGUUUCUAUGGUAUUCCUUGCCUUGACGGACGGGGCGGAGAUUAUUGGAUUUUUCUCUCCGCAUCCUCUUCACCUUCUCCAUACAGCAACCAGUAUGUCGCAACAAGGAGGGAAUUUCACGGAGGUAGAAAGGAAGGGGACAACGAGGGCAAGAAGAGACAGCAAUGCGACAGAGACUGCUUCUCCUAGACAGGCUGCGUUUGUGGUAAAUGCUGACCUCACGCUCCGGCUCUUUCUGCUUCUGUAUGAGGCGCAUACCCUGCUUCUUGUCUUCGUGUGUAUAGGCUUCAUAUACAGCGAUGCAUUCGUCUUUAAUUUGCGACCAACGCCACGUGUUUUCUGGUGGACGGGCAAGAAUUCGUCCUUUUUCCGUCUUCGCCCUGAAGGAUUCUACCUGGGCACUGACGAAGUUGCCUUGUGGGUUGACCAAGACUUGUCUCGCUGCCGAAGCUCACCCUCCGUCACAUUUGGUUCGCCUAGUCUCAUACGCGGAGAUUUCGGGGAGUGCCACCUCGUGGAUGUGGAGGUUUGGGGCGUCAAAUAG
This is a messenger RNA of Cyclospora cayetanensis, 3999 nucleotides long. RefSeq lists its product as uncharacterized. Bases 1 to 3999 code for a protein of 1332 amino acids. NCBI's taxonomy places the organism in Eukaryota, Apicomplexa, Conoidasida, Eucoccidiorida, Eimeriidae. The record is from RefSeq and is a predicted model, not a curated record. The transcript has 15 exons.